Babesia ovata is the source of this 492-nucleotide messenger RNA. RefSeq names its product testis-specific zinc finger topi, putative. The transcript has 2 exons. NCBI's taxonomy places the organism in Eukaryota, Apicomplexa, Aconoidasida, Piroplasmida, Babesiidae. The record is from RefSeq and is a predicted model, not a curated record. The coding region runs from base 1 to 492 and encodes 163 amino acids.
AUGAAUUUGCUCACCGUUCAUGUCGCCAUGGUUUUGCAACUCCCCCUCCUGGAGUCCGUCGUUGCCCAGGCCGUUGUCCCUGCCGUCGGGGGUGAACUCACAUAUUUUGUUGCUUCGCCAGUUGCUGCCGCAUUUCUCUGCCAAGUUCUGGAGCGCAUUGUGCGUCAUCGGAAUAAAGCUCAGCAACACCUUGGCGUACUUGUCGGCGUCAGCCUCCCGGCACUCCGCGCCCGAGUAAGUGGAGAUGUACGCACCGCCGAACUCACCGGCGAAGGCACUGAGUCCCCUGCUCACGGAGUCCAGCGUGGGAGUGGAGGGCUUCUGGAAGCCCUGCGGCCUCAGCUGUGUGAGCGCGUCGGUGAGGUUGUGGAGCAGGCCUCGCAGCCUGUCGUCGAAGCCCUGCGUCACGCAGAGGUAAUUGAGCAGGGCGUUGACAUCGCUGUGCACGGCGUCCCACUCGGCGGCGUAGGGCUCUUCCGACUUCGGCAGUGA